Plectropomus leopardus (leopard coralgrouper) is the source of this 1149-nucleotide messenger RNA. The record is from RefSeq and is a predicted model, not a curated record. NCBI's taxonomy places the organism in Eukaryota, Metazoa, Chordata, Actinopteri, Perciformes, Serranidae.
GGUCGUGUGGAGGUCACCAAACUGCUGCUGGAGAACGGAGCAAACCCCAACACUACAGGACAGCAGUACAGCGUGUAUCCGAUCAUCUGGGCCGCCGGUCGAGGACACGCCGACAUCGUCAAAGUGCUGCUGCAGAACGGAGCCAAAGUCAACUGUUCUGACAAGUAUGGGACCACUCCUCUGAUCUGGGCGUCCAGGAAAGGACACUUUGACUGUGUGAUGCACCUGCUGGAGAGCGGAGCCGAUGUCGACCAGGAGGGGGCGAACUCGAUGACGGCUCUGAUCGUGGCGGUGAAAGGCGGUUACACCGAGGUGGUGAAGGAGCUGCUGAAGAGGAACCCCAACGUCAACAUGACCGACAAAGAUGGGAACACGGCGCUGAUGAUCGCCGCCAAGGAAGGCUACACCGAGAUCGUCCAGGACCUGCUGGACGCCGGCACCUACGUCAACAUCCCAGACCGGAGUGGGGACACGGUGCUGAUCGGAGCAGUGAGGGGGGGUCAUGUGGAGAUUGUCAGAGCUCUGCUGCAUAAAUACGCCGACAUCGACAUCAGAGGACAGGAGAAUAAAACUGCUCUGUACUGGGCCGUGGAGAAAGGAAACGCCACUAUGGUGAGAGACAUCCUGCAGUGUAACCCCGACACUGAGACCUGCACCAAGGAUGGAGAGACGCCUCUGAUCAAAGCCACCAAGAUGAGGAACAUCGAGAUCGUGGAGCUGCUGCUCGAUAAAGGAGCCAAAGUGUCGGCUGUCGACAAGAAAGGAGACACGCCCCUCCACAUCGCGAUCCGUGGGCGGAGCCGGCGCCUGGCCGAGCUCCUCCUCAGGAACCCCAAAGACGGCCGCCUGCUGUACCGACCCAACAAGGCCGGAGAGACGCCGUACAACAUCGACUGCAGCCACCAGAAGAGCAUCCUCACGCAGAUCUUCGGAGCACGUCACCUGUCCCCCACAGAGACGGACGGGGACAUGUUGGGUUACGACCUGUACAGCUCCGCGCUGGCGGACAUCCUGAGCGAGCCGACCAUGCAGCCCCCCAUCUGUGUGGGUCUGUACGCCCAGUGGGGCAGCGGCAAGUCCUUCCUGCUCAAGAAGCUGGAGGUGAAGCAGAAGUUUUUGGUUGAAGAACUUCCUGUUUUAACCCAAUGA